ACCCCACCGCUUUUAUGUCAAAAGAAGUUUAUACUUUUAUAAAUUUAAAGUUAAACGCUUUUAGAAACAUUACUUCAUUAUGGUUUGAUAUUUUAUAAUGUCUUUGAAGAAGGCAGUUACCUUAUGGAAUGAAGCUGUUAUCCUUUCUCAACGAGGGAAAUAUGAAGAAUCGAUUGACACAUUUCAAAACAUUGUUUCACAAUCGGCAAAAAUCCAGUACAACAUUGGCUGUGUGAAUCUGUUUCUCACACGAUAUGUCAACGCUAUCAAAAGUUUUGAUGCAGCCCUUGGACAUGAUCGUUUUUUGGCAGUGGGUUACUUUCAGCGAGCAGUUGCCAAGUUUCACCUUCACCAGUAUGCUGAGGCAGAUCAAGAUUUGAACCUGGCCAGACAGAACCUACGUGGUGAACUAUUUAUUGAUUAUCAUCAGCUCGGACUUCCAUUUACUCUCUAUCUUUAUCAGAUAGUGCAAAACCUGGCUGUCAUUCAGCUAAAGCAAGGUAACGAAUCUGCGGCACAUCGCCUGUUUCAGGAGUCGGUCAACCUGCAGUCACAGAAGAGUUCCCAACCCAUUCCACAGUAUUCAAGCAGAAAUGGACUAAAGCUGUUUGAGUUGCCACACAACAGUGCCUUGUUCUGUCCUCCAAAAUCUAUGGUUGACAACCUAGAAAAAAAGGAUUUUCUAGGCAAGGCAAAGGUGGUUUCGUCUGUGAUAGAGCAUGACACAUUUGUUGGUUUUGAAGGAAACAGAAAGUCUCAUUCAGUACCAGGCUCUCCAGUGAUACCGCACCAGCUAGCUAUAAGUCGGUCACGCACGCCACCCCUCCCCUCUAGACCACCCCCAAGACUGCCAGCCCAUGCACACAGUAAGGUGGAUUGUUGUGUGUCACAGACAGAAAGAACAGCUCCUAAAUGUAGACCUCCACCACCAAGAAGGACGGCUCCCCGGCUGUGUGUUAACUCCACAACUACGACAGAACAAUCGAACUUAAACAGAUAAUACCAAGCGAGCAGUUUCACACACCAAGUAACAUGCAAAAAAACACCAAGAAGAAAAAAAGGCUAACUGAUGAAAGAUGACUGGAAUCUCUGCCACGUUUUAUCUUUGGGAGACUACAAGGCCAUCAUGGUUAGCUGCUUGCCUGUCCUGCAGAGGCCAGUAUAGGCUAAUAGGGCACAGAACAUUAUAGUCAGUUUUAAAGUGAAGGUUAAUCAGUUAUAAAUGCUUUGGAGGAGUGAUGCUUUGGAGGAGUGGUGCGAAGAGUUGUUGUAUCUGUGGGCAAUGGUGAUGGCUUUCUUACAUUAUUUUAAGGGACGGGACGUAGCUCAGUGGUACUGCCCAGCUCUGUGUCUUCACUGACAUGCUACCCAGGCACAAUUGCUCAUUGUGAGUGUUCUGAGCAUAGUGAAUUGUCAUCAUAUUUUUAGCAUUUGAAAGGCAAACAUGUUUUUGUGCCAAAAAAAACCCCUAUUUAAUUUAAUGUCAGACUUGAUGCUCACUUUUUGUAUGAUUAUUAAUAAUUUAUUAUGCACUUAAUGUUAUUAUGUGAGUUGUAAAACCCAUGUUUUCAGAAUGUUUGAACAAAUAUGUGACCAGUGAAAUAUAGAUGCAUUUAUGUUUGGUAGCUCAAGUAUAGAUAUGAAUGUACUGGUACUCAGUUCAUUGUUUGUAAGCAACUGUAAGACAUUGUUACUGAUAUGAAGGGUUAGACUAGUACUUCCAACAUUUAUUCCAUGUGAACAUUCCCUGGCCUUGUUAAUAGUUCUGUUACUAAAAUAAAGAAAUGCUCAUAUUUCAUUGACUCGUAAACACCAAAUUAAUUGAAGUACAUGCUUGCAAUUGAAUGAUAUUUAUGAAAUUCAGUUUGAUACUUUAUUCCUCCAUGAAAAGGUGACCUGAAUAUACUAACAAAUAGAGAUUACAGAUUUUACUUCCAAGUAUCAUAGGUUUUAGUGACCAUUUUUUAGGAACCAUCCUUAGCAACAUAUAUUUAUAAUAAUUAGACUGUUUCAAGCUGUUUGAUCAAAUAUAACUUUUGUCAGGUCAUAAUUGUUUUGUAAUUCAAGGAAAUGACUGUGUGACAACAGACUUCUCAAUGAAAAAAUCAUUGAUGGGAGUGAUUAAUUUCUCCCCUAAUUUAGGUUAAUAGGAGUCAUUUAAGAUAAUAUUAAUAUCAUAUUGAGCAUUGAUCAUUAACAUAGGUACAGGCUCCCAUUUUGUAGGGUGCAGAUUGAUAUUUGCCCGAAUUAAAUGAAAAUGCCAGAAUCUGGAUAACAACAUUAUUCAUAUUUACAUAACUACCAAACUGCUAUAUAGGGUUCCAAAUGAAUCACUAAUCACAUAGAUUACAACUAAUAUUGCGAGUAAAAUGAUGGAAAUACAUGGUAAAAACUUUUCAAGCCAGUUCAUUUUGUUUAAAUUUCUCUGUGAUGUUUGCCUGUAUGUGAUGAUUUGCUCCAGAACUUGGGGGACAGUUGACCACCAUGACACCCCAUCUUGUACAUUAAUGAUAUUUAAUCCUUUUGUAAUACUAAUUGUUUGAAUUUCACAAACUAAGGGGAGGUUAAUACAUUACUCUGUUUGAACUAUAGUCUCACAGGUGGAGAGUGAUAAAAGAAUGGUUCCCUGAAACAGUGAGGUAUGUGAUACAAAUAAUUUAUUUGACAAACAGCUUGAAAUACAUGUAGGAUGUUUAUAUAUAUUUUUUUUAAAUUGAGACACAGUAUUAACUGUUCAUCAGUAUUAAACAAUAUUGUUUGGUAGUCGUGUGUUUUAUUUAAAUUAGUGAAUCACAGUGGGUAAUGUUGAUGAUUGUUAAAAACACUAUGGACCUUUCAUUAUUUACCGUCCAAAGAAAUUCAAUAUUUGUCUUUUUCAGAUAUACACAUAUCUAGUCCAUAUUUGUAUCCCUGGUGCAAAGGUCAUGUGUUUGACCUACUGUUGUGAGUUUUAUCCACAUUUCGUCAUUUGGUGUCUAGUCCUUUAUAAUUGUAAAAUAUAUGUAAUACGGUGUCCUUCAUUUAUCCCUUUACUUUGGAUAUUAUCUCACGCGUGUCACGAUAGUUAGCUAUUAUGAUACUGACCUACAUCUAAAACAUUUUACACAUUAAAGCUGCAGUCCCUGGAAUAUUUUGUAAGCAUUUGAUGAUAUGCAUUCACUCGCGAGUGAAUUAAAAGUGCAGUUAUGUUUGUAUUUGAACUUAGAACUUGAUUUUAUAAGAUUGAAACCAGGGGCGGUAGCUUUAAUGUUCUACCUUCAUAACAGAUUAAUUCCAUUUUGUAGGGACUUUUUAACUAUAAACAGCAACAUUCAUUGGACAAGUAGCCUCCUGCUUUGAAACAUAUUCAACACCAUGGCCAUUUAUGGGUAGAUCCACAUUUUUAGGAAACCAUAAACAUUUAUUGACAUAACAUGAGCAGGUAUGUGAUGUUUUGAGGUAGUUUUUAAUAUGUUUUAAAAUAUAAUGUUUUGAUAUUUGUCUUUCACAUUUUGAUAUGCAGUCAUAAAAAUAUACUUUAAUAAAGUUAUUGGUUUUAAAAGGA
Molecule: messenger RNA, 3544 nt
Organism: Gigantopelta aegis
Lineage: Eukaryota; Metazoa; Mollusca; Gastropoda; Neomphalida; Peltospiridae
Product: neutrophil cytosol factor 2-like
Exons: 8
Coding region: 98-1000 (300 amino acids)
Biological process (GO): superoxide anion generation
Molecular function (GO): protein binding; superoxide-generating NADPH oxidase activator activity
Source: RefSeq, a predicted model, not a curated record